AUGCAGGCAAGCGACGACGCAAUGGUGUCCCCCACACCAUCACCACCCGCCCAGACCCCUACCCCGACGCAGGGCUCUGCCCCGCGCCGGCCUCCGCGCAAAAGCACUCUCACCCAGCAGCAGCGAAACCAGAAGCGACAGAGAGCUACUCAGGACCAACUGGUGACGCUCGAGGUCGAGUUCAACAAGAACCCCACACCGACUGCUGCUACACGUGAAAGAAUCGCUUCCGAGAUCAACAUGACCGAGCGCUCAGUACAGAUCUGGUUCCAAAACAGGCGAGCUAAGAUCAAGAACAUUGCCAAGAAGAGCAUUGAGAACGGCGAUGACUGUAAUGACAUCCCUGAAUCAAUGCGCAGAUAUCUUGCGCUCCAAGCAAUGGAGUCUGGCAAGUCAAUUGGCACAAACUUCCUUGGCCGUGCUGGCGGCAUGCCAUACGGCAGCGGUAUGCUUCUCAACACCGACGCCAACAACUCCAAGGUUGUCAUCCAUCACUUUGCAUGCCGCUCGCUGAGCAUUGGCAGCUGGAGGAGAGUCGGACAAAGCGCCAUGGAUUUGGUCGUCUUUUACUCACCCGAAAAGUGCUGCAUCACGUACUACAUCAACAACGAUUCAGCUGGCUACAAAAUCGAGUACCCAUUCUCUUACAUCAAGAACAUUCAGCUAGAGAAUGGCGACAUGACUGCAAACGCCGAGGGCGCAUCGCAACGCCCAGGGGGUCUCAUUGUGGAGCUCAACCGCCCACCAAACUUCUUCAUGGACUCUUCUGGCUCGGGUGGAUUUUUCCAAUGUGGCGACUUCACCGAGGACCAGCAGGCAUCCAACAUCAUGGUGCACCACUUGGGUGGACACCCGAAGGUUCUGAGUGGCCAACUUGCGAAACUUGUCUCACUGGAAUCGUUUCAGAAUCGACACAACAUGUACGACCCCAACAGCUUUGCCGUCUCGGCACCAGUCUCGCCAAUCAACCACCGUCCCGCGUCCCAGCCCAACCACCUUGUACAUCCUCACAUGGCUGUGUUCCAAGAAUCCCAUCUGGCGCCUCAACCCUUCCAACCGCGCGGCCACAAGCGUCAGCGAAGUCGGUCAGUACCUGUCGCGAUGGACUUUUCAAUGCUUCGCAACCCGAUGCCCUCUUUCCUGAUUCAGGAACAACAGCCAUCACCAUACAUGCCUAACCCAGAGAUCUUUGCGCCGCAACCGCACAGUGCAGGCCCCAUCGGUCCUCACUUGAGCAUUGACACAUCUGCGGGAUACGGCAUGGACUACAGACAAUACCCCAUGUCUGCUACCACAGCCAACUCACCUUCCGAGUACGGCACACCCGCCUUCUUCACAUCGGGUCCAUCAAAUGACAACAUCCCGGCGUCGAACUAUGGCCAAUACAACAUUCCUCCAUACGUACACACGCCAAUGGGCCCACCUCCUCACUCGGGAUCAGGUCACUCGCCCAUGCCAGCCAUGAGCCAUCCUGACCCGAUCAUCGCAAACCAGUCCCCACCAUUGGGUUCCUUUGGCCGUGACAACCACGGCGACUUCCAUCAGAUGUCGCACGACAACGGCAUGUCAGACGAGGCGCUACAGAUGACAGACAUGUACGCUAAGCAAAGUCUAAACAUGCCGUUUCGGUCACCAAUGAUGGACGAGCAUUCCGAUGAUUUGGACAUGCAGAACCUCGUGUCGUUUGGCACGAUAGACCCUUCCAGCCUGUCGCCUGAGCAUCAUCAGAUGUAA
Molecule: messenger RNA, 1734 nt
Organism: Pyrenophora tritici-repentis Pt-1C-BFP
Lineage: Eukaryota; Fungi; Ascomycota; Dothideomycetes; Pleosporales; Pleosporaceae
Product: Homeodomain-containing transcription factor
Biological process (GO): cell differentiation; regulation of transcription by RNA polymerase II
Molecular function (GO): DNA-binding transcription factor activity, RNA polymerase II-specific; RNA polymerase II cis-regulatory region sequence-specific DNA binding
Source: RefSeq, a predicted model, not a curated record